CUGCAGGAACUACUCCAAUUAUUCCAUCGUUGGGAGCAGUUUUUCCUUGACGAUAACGUUGUUCAUUCAUUCUACAUUGCCCUGAAGAAGAAAUUUGAAGGCGACGAGCUAUUCAAGAAGACUGUAGCUGAUGUAGCUAACAGCGUCAUUGCGAGUUUCGUUUCAACUGUCGGUGAUCCGUCUUCCUUCCCCAAAGACGUCGCUAAACAGUUUUAUGCUGACACUGUCUUCCUCAAGGACGCAUUUGAAGAUUUAAGAACCGGAAACGUUGAGCAAUUGGAGGCUUUGGAGGUGAAACUCAAGAACGUGCUCAAGGUGUAA
Messenger RNA from Cooperia oncophora, 321 nucleotides. Lineage: Eukaryota; Metazoa; Nematoda; Chromadorea; Rhabditida; Trichostrongylidae. The record is from the annotation of a GenBank genome assembly.